AUGUUUUCCAGAGUGGUGCUCUUCAGCUGGGUGGUCACCGUCGUGCUCGGCGGCUGGGGAGACCCGUUGCGGGACCUCGGCGUGCCGAACUAUGACUGUGGAGCAGAUCUGAUGAAGCCUAGUGCAAAGAUUCCCACAAAUGUCAACGCGGUCCGCCCGGGCGACAUCAAGGUUGUAAUGGCACUUGGGGAUUCGAUUACGGCAGCAAAUGGUGCCGGCGCCGAGGAUCCGCUAGCCGUCGUCCUCCAGUAUCGUGGUCUAGCCUUCAUGGCGGGCGGGGACAAAUCGCUAGAGCAGCACGUCACGAUCCCAAACAUUCUCAAGAAGUACAACCCGAAACUGUUCGGAUAUUCGCUCGGAAUUGGUGGGCAAAUGGUGUGGGAGGUGGCGCAGUUAAACUUGGCGUAUCCUGGAGGCCAUGCCAAAGAUCUACCGGAUCAGGCCAAAGAUCUAGUCGCCAGGAUGAAGGCCCAUUCCGAUGCAAUCGACAUGGCCAACGAUUGGAAGCUGCUCAACAUUUUCAUUGGCGGAAAUGAUAUUUGUGCGUUGUGCAGACGCCCGGACUACGCCCCUGCGAACUGUGUCGCUGAAAUCCGGGAAGCAAUACAGUACAUACAAGACAACGUGCCGCGGGUAAUCGUGAACUUGAUGUCAAUGCUUCACCUUGAACUCCUUCGCCAGGUCGACACCGGAAAUAUGUUCUGUUUGGCAUUGCAUACAGAUGAAUGCGGCUGUGAACAGAACAAGAACUUCACCGAUGCGAUGAUCUCGGCCGCUUGUACAGAAUAUCAACAGCUAGAGACAAAACUACAGGAUGACGGCAUCUUUGAGAAAGACGAUUUCACAUAUGUCGUCCAGCCAUUCGCCAAUGAGAUUAUCCACCCGCCUAGCUAUCCGAACGGCACUGUGGAUUCGGACUUCUUCUGCCCCGACUGCUUCCACUUUUCUCAAUAUGGCCAUGCCGUCACAGCUACAUGGGUUUGGAGGAACAUGCUCGAGCCGGUAGGCAAAAAAAGACGACCAAGGGCAAUCUCUCCGUGCCGGCUCUACCGCUGGCCUGUCCGGAUCCGAAAUGCCCCUUCAUCCGGACCACCAAGAAUUCGGCCGACUGCUCAAAAUAUA
Mesorhabditis spiculigera is the source of this 1122-nucleotide messenger RNA. NCBI's taxonomy places the organism in Eukaryota, Metazoa, Nematoda, Chromadorea, Rhabditida, Rhabditidae. The record is from the annotation of a GenBank genome assembly.